Messenger RNA from Neoarius graeffei (lesser salmon catfish), 711 nucleotides. It is a transcript of the gene ccl19a.2, whose product is annotated as chemokine (C-C motif) ligand 19a, tandem duplicate 2. The record is from RefSeq and is a predicted model, not a curated record. NCBI's taxonomy places the organism in Eukaryota, Metazoa, Chordata, Actinopteri, Siluriformes, Ariidae. Gene Ontology annotation, molecular function: CCR chemokine receptor binding; chemokine activity. The transcript is spliced from 4 exons. Gene Ontology annotation, biological process: cellular response to tumor necrosis factor; immune response; cellular response to interleukin-1. Gene Ontology annotation, cellular component: extracellular region. The coding region runs from base 91 to 393 and encodes 100 amino acids.
UAAAUAUAGCUGUGUCAUCAUAGGUCUGUAUACACCUUCGAGGUAUCACACUUGCAGAACUCAAGAAAACUGCAGAACACAGACGCAAGAAUGAUGAAUGCAGUAGUUGUUCUUCUGGUCUUCUGUUCGCUGUGGAACGAUGCACAAGCAUUCUCCAGCAACGCUGCUGACUGCUGCCUGUCCACCAGUGAUGCUUUAGUUCCACGCCGCAUUCUUGAAUCAUAUAAAAUCUUAACCGUAGAGGAUGGAUGCCCCAUUCCAGCUACCGUGUUCAUCACAAAAAAGAACAAGAAGUUGUGCUCUCCACCUACAUACGACCCGAGAUAUCCAUGGGUGAUGAAGCUUGUUGAAUUUCUGGACAAUCGUAGCGGCAAAAGCAAAGGUGCUCAGUGAUCAACAGGGUGAAUAUGCCCAGACUUGUUGGAUCACCAUGACUGCAUCAUGUUCUGUGAAGCUUUUGCAAUGUUAAUACGCUACUUUGCUUCGUAUCCAUGUCAUUUGAACAUUUCUGAUAUCACGCACAUGCUCUUGAGUUAUGCUUCUCAUACAAAAAAAAAUAAACAUAAAAUGUACCAGGGUGCAUGUCUGUAUCAACAUUGGGUUUUUUUUAUACACAUUAAAUCACUGAUGAGUUGUAUUUUUUUACCGUCAAAUAUGCACAUGACUUUUCGAAGACAAGUGAAUUCAAAUAAAAUUCAUUUUUGUAAAUAA